CGACUAUGUUGUAGCUGAUGUUAACUUGUUAUGUGUUUCUUGUUAUUUAUUAGGACGAGCACAGCUGUUGCUCCAGUGGCUGGUUCUCCAAAGUUGCCAUCUGAAAUAACUGGCAAAACUGUUGAGGAGAUUAUCAAGGAGUGGAAUACUGAGCUACAAGAGCGUACAGGGAGAUUCCGGAAACAGGCAAAUGCAAUAGCAGAGUGGGAUAAGCGGAUCUUGCAGAACCGUGAUGUUCUUUUGAGGCUUGAGAUUGAAGUUGCAAAAGUGGUUGAAACCCAAUCUAGCCUGGAACGACAGCUGGAAUUAAUCGAGACUCAUCAGCAAGAGGUUGACAAGGCUUUGCAAAGCAUGGAGGAAGAGGCUGAGCGUAUAUAUAAUGACGAGCGGAAAUCACUUCUUGACGAUGAAGCAGCAUCAACUAGAGAUGCAAUGUAUGAACAGUCUGAGCUAGUAGAAAGAGAAUUGGAGCAUAUGACUGAACAAAUCAGAUCGAUUAUACAAUCCGUAAAUGCAAACCAGGGUGGAGAACUUGAAGCAAUAGAUGGCAUGAGUCCACUGGACGUUGUUGUCAGAAUCCUGAACAAUCAACUUAGCUCCUUAAUGUGGAUUGAUGAGAAAGCAGAGGAAUUCUCUUCUCGGAUUCAAAAAAUCGCAUCGCAAGGUUCUGGUGGAGAUCGUGAAUUGAUGGCUCCAAAGCACUGGAUGUCUUGAUAGGAAUUACAAAAACACAUCAUCAGCUCAGGAAAUGAAUUAUCUUCUUGUAGUUUCGUGUUAUUUCUAGAUGUAUGAUUUUACAAUUGCACAUGAUGAAUUUUUUACCAUAAAGAUUUGUAUCAUUU
Arabidopsis arenosa is the source of this 842-nucleotide messenger RNA. NCBI's taxonomy places the organism in Eukaryota, Viridiplantae, Streptophyta, Magnoliopsida, Brassicales, Brassicaceae. The record is from the annotation of a GenBank genome assembly.